AUGUUUCAGCGAUCGAAUCGCAAUAGAGAAGUUGUAAAACGUUCUUGGCUUUGCUUUUCUCCGGCAAAUGGUCGAGUUUACUGUUUUUUCUGUGAGUUAAUGGGUACUGUGAGAUUCAAAUUUACACACGAUGGUUUCUGUGAUUGGAAACAUGCUACGGAUCGACUCAGUUCGCAUGAGCAAUCCAAAGAUCAUAUUGAAGCUGUUUGGAAAACAGCAAGUCGUGCCAAAAAAUCUGGACGUAUAGACUCUGAAUUUGGCCAUAAAACGGAUCGACAUGAACAUUAUUGGCGUAGUCUGCUUAAACGACUAAUAAGUGUGCUUAAGUUUGUAUGUGAACGAGGUCUCGCUCUUCGUGGAAAUAAUGAAACGAUCGGAUCGCCUAACAAUGGCAAUUAUUUAGGGUUACUAGAACUUUUGGCAGAAUACGAUGAUUUCUUAGGACAUAAAAUACAUAAAAAACAUUGCCAGUCGUGGUUCUGGUCAUGCAAAUUAUUUGUCAUCUACUGUCUGAGAAAAACUUGUUAG
Messenger RNA from Hydra vulgaris (swiftwater hydra), 528 nucleotides. RefSeq names its product zinc finger MYM-type protein 1-like. Lineage: Eukaryota; Metazoa; Cnidaria; Hydrozoa; Anthoathecata; Hydridae. The record is from RefSeq and is a predicted model, not a curated record.